UACAGUUCAAUGCCUCACUUCUCGCCGUUAAUAGUUUAACAAAAUUUAAAUUUUUCGAAAAAUAAAUUGUUGUUUUGAGAUUUUUCCAGAAGUUGGCAAUAGACAAUUAUUUAUGAAUUUGUAUCGUCAAAACUUUCAGUGAAACAAUUUCGAGAAUGCCAUCCAAGAGCGUUUCGGCUGUGCAACGUGUCACUAAAACAGUGAAGGUCUAUCAGCGCCAUUUUAGUGGCCGAACUUUAUUGGAAAAAAGUCAUGAUGCGUUGGGCAUGGGUAUCCAUAUGUGCCACAACCGAUCGUGGCCAGUACGCGAGGAAAGUUAUGCGGCUGUUAAACUACUGCUACAGAACCGUAAAUUGGGCAACUUUAAAAUUGGCACCAAUAAUGCGAAUAUGAAUUACACUAACGAAAUGAGCACAACUCCAGAACGCAACCUUUUGGCGAUAAGGCAUGUAUGUGCGAAACGAAAUAAAGAGGAUAAGUCAAAUGCCCAGUUGCUGGAGGAUUCAACUCAAGGUCAAGUUGAGUCAACUGAGAAAGCUGCACAGAAAGAUGAAAACGAAGACGUGGGCACUGUAGGAAAGGUGCUCUUUGAAAUAGACAAGAAGGAAGACGAUAAAGCGCGACAGCUCGAAGCGGAGGCGGAAUUGCUAAAGCGAGUGACCAAUCGUCGACCAGGUUUCCGCAGGACACUUUCAAAGAAAGUUAUUGCACCGUAUUCUACAUAUCACACUCACAGAAAUACCUGGGCUGAGUUUCGCCAUCGCAUGAUUUAUGGAGGUAUAGGCUAUUAGGCAUUUCAUCUCAUGGUACCCAAAAGCACACGCUCUUGCACACCACUUUCGGUUUUAACACAAUUUCGGUUGACAUUUUAUCCUUCAAUUUUCGAAAAUUCAACAAGUUUCUCGAAGAAACUAAAAAUUUAUGUUUCCUAUGCUAAUAUCAAUCUUGACCCCAGAGAAGAAUAA
Messenger RNA from Drosophila hydei, 965 nucleotides. RefSeq lists its product as uncharacterized. The transcript has a single exon. Bases 156 to 791 code for a protein of 211 amino acids. The record is from RefSeq and is a predicted model, not a curated record. NCBI's taxonomy places the organism in Eukaryota, Metazoa, Arthropoda, Insecta, Diptera, Drosophilidae.